Huiozyma naganishii CBS 8797 is the source of this 1110-nucleotide messenger RNA. It is a transcript of the gene SDS3, whose product is annotated as Sds3p. The transcript has a single exon. Gene Ontology annotation, cellular component: Sin3-type complex. The record is from RefSeq and is a predicted model, not a curated record. Gene Ontology annotation, molecular function: histone deacetylase binding. NCBI's taxonomy places the organism in Eukaryota, Fungi, Ascomycota, Saccharomycetes, Saccharomycetales, Saccharomycetaceae. Gene Ontology annotation, biological process: negative regulation of transcription by RNA polymerase II. The coding region runs from base 1 to 1110 and encodes 369 amino acids.
AUGACGUCAAGGAUGAAGGAAGCUUUGAAGAAAGAUACUUCCCGUAAGGAUAAGAGACGGUACAACCUGGAAAAUAGAGUGAGUAAGAUUACGAGCAGUUUUUUCCAGGAGAAGGACCUGCAUUACAAAGACCGGCUCACUUCGUUGCAGACGAGUCUUACCACCCUGCAUCAGGGCACCAACCCGCUAUAUCUGAGAAACCUGCACGAUAUCGAGGAGGAGAGGGACUUGGAGCUGGUACGGUUGCGACUGUACGAGGAGUACCGUGUGUACCGUUCCGGAAUUGAGUUUCAGGAGGACAUAGAGAAGGCAAAACAGGAUCAUGAGAAGCUGGUCAAGUUGUGCAAGGAGAGGUUGUAUUUCAAAGUUGAACAGAAGAUCAAGAAGCUUCAAGAGGAGCGGUUGCUCAUGGAUGUCGCGAACAUGCACUCCUACUCGAUGGACUACAGCAGACCGCUGAUAUACCAGAAGAACACGCGGUCGCACACGGCAAACAACAACGGUGUUUGGGAAUCGUCGUCGAACGAGCUCAACAAGGAUGCCGGGUUUGGAAGCGCUACAGACACUGCUACAGGUACAGAGAGGAGGUCACUUCGGAGAAGACUGCAUAUGCAGGAGGGGAACAAGAGCGGCACGGAUAUGGACAACGCGGGUACUAACGGGGGAUACUACAGUAGUACCGUCAACGGUGGAGUUGCAACGGGGGACUACACCGAGGAUUCAGACUCUAGAGCGAGAUACUCAACUGCAGGGAACGGCGGUACUGGUUCUGGGUCCGGCAACAGAGGGCGCGCAAACGCUGGUGCGAAGGGGAGCAAAUCCAAAUUGGCUGGACAGAAUGGUGACACACAAUCUGAUACUGAAUUUUUGCAGGGAAUAAGUGACCACGCCGAUCUACAAACACUGUUAUUCGGUGAGAAGGAGGCGAAAAGCUCGAGUAGCUCGGCCAAUGGGGGCGGUAAGAAGAAGCACAGAAUAAAUCCGCGGUACUCCACGAAACCGGCACCACCGCUCACCUCGCUCACCAUGGAUGAGGUCACUGAGGACAUCGCAGUUAUCAAACAGCUCACAAAUCAGCCACCAGGCCCCUUCAAGGUACGAACUGAGUGA